AUGACAGCAGCUGGAGGUAGAUCGCCCGCUGUUCCAGCGGUAUGGGUUGGAUUAUUUGUCAUCAGCCAAUGCCUGCUGCCGCGACAAACUCUGCCUGGUGACUUUGUGGCGCUGGAGCCGAGCAGAGGGCCGCCGAGAGGUCUACGAAGUUUGCGGUGGGCCACUUCUGAGGAUGCCUCUGCCGCGCCGUCCUUCGAAGCUGGUGGUCGAGCCAUGCUUACUGGCUUUACUGAGCGUACCUCGCUCAAUGGCGAGCCGGUUGAGCUGAUCCGGUGGGACGAGGAGCAGCAGGGCUGGGUUGUGCGGCGCCAGACGGAACAGAGCAUCACCAGUCUAGUGUCCUUGAAGAAUUUGAUGCCGUACCCGGAGAAGGAGGAACCUGCAAAGCCAAAGGAGCGGGAGUUCAGCCCCGUGAGCUUCCUGGCCACCAUCAUCGGGGCAUUGAUCCUGUUGUCCACUGCCGUUGCCGUGCUCGUGCCGCUGGUCUCCGGUCUGUACAAGGACAUGACGGGAGAGUACUUGGUGAGACUAGACGUGCCUUCGCUUUACUAA
Symbiodinium natans is the source of this 552-nucleotide messenger RNA. Lineage: Eukaryota; Dinophyceae; Suessiales; Symbiodiniaceae. The record is from the annotation of a GenBank genome assembly.